UGCCAAGCGAUAAUGGUUGCGUACGACGCCAAGCCAAGCGAGGACAGCGGUGUAAAGUUUAAAGUUGCCUCCAACACCUUCUAAAUCUAGUGACGACCAUGUGGUCGAGGUUAAGGCGAUACCCUUUUCGAGUGUGAGCAGAUGUGUAUAGAUCUAGAUCUAGUUGAAGAGAUUUGACUGAAUCAGCGAUGCAUCUGACAAAAUGUGUCAGGAGAUUCGUUGUUGCGCUGAACUUUAGUUGAAGUGAACUUGGAUCCCCCUCACCAGUCACCAGUGCCAAUCUUGGUUUUAUCGGUCGUAGAUUCUCCUAUAAAAUAAUAUAGAUUUGGCUUCUUGACCAGAUAUUCCUGCCGCUCUUGAGUUUAGCUGUUUAACUCUGUCAUCUAACUGCUUUUGCUUUUGGCUUCUGGAACAGAUUCCGAGGAGAAGAUGGGCUUUUUUGAUUCGUUGGCCCAGUGGCUUGGAGUGAGGAAGAAGGAAGUGAACGUGAUGGUUUUAGGUCUUGAUAACAGUGGUAAAACUACUGUUAUAAAUCAUUUUAAACCCCCAGAGACAAAGAACCAUGAUAUUGUCCCAACAGUUGGUUUCAACGUGGAGAAGUUCAAAUCGAAAUCAUUGGCUUUCACUGCAUUUGACAUGUCUGGACAAGGCAGAUACCGAAAUUUGUGGGAACAGUAUUAUAAAGAAUGCGAUGGUAUCAUCUUCGUCAUUGAUAGCAGUGACAAACUGCGCAUGGUGGUUGCUAAAGAUGAGUUGGAUCUCCUGCUACAGCAUUCAGAACUGAAAAAUCGACGAAUUCCUGUUCUUUUUUUUGCCAAUAAAAUGGACGUAAGAGAUGCAGUAACUAGUGUCAAAUGUUCACAUCUAAUGGGACUUGAAAACUUGAGUGAUAAGCCUUGGCAUAUAUGUGCAAGCAAUGCUCUGACUGGAGAAGGUCUUCAUGAAGGUGUCGACUGGCUCACUGAUCAGCUCAAAGAGGUUCUUGAAAGAAAGAAAAAGUGAUGUCCACCUGGUGCAUGAAUUUGUCAUUGAUUAUGAUUGAGAAGAUAAACUCUUAAGUUAUCAGUUUUAUUGCUUUGUUUGGGAGUUAAAUUUUCUCCUUCUUUAAGAAAUUGGAGAAUGGCGCCUUGAUACUAUAGUUUUUGUUGUUUUACCUCUCUGUCUUUUUUAAAACUCACUGACUGCCAGGUGUUGAAAUCCCAAUGUAACCCCGACUGCUGGCAUUUCAAGGGUGUUUUAAAACAUUCAUUGAAGGAUAACUAUUCAAAGGAGACACUUAUAAUUUUUACGAUAUGUUUUCUAUUGAGUCAAGGUGAAAACAGAUGUAAUAGGUGUCAUAAUUUUGUUUUACAAUUAUUUAAAAUAUGUGCAAAAGUAAACUCAGAAUUCUUUGAGCAACAGGUUGAGGAAGUGCAUGAAACAACCUGAAGGGCAUGUUUUCUGUUACCCUUUUUAACAGAAUAAUUGGGGUGCAAGUAUUCUAAGUCACUUCUAUGACUAUCUGAUGCCCUGUUCAAUAUCAGAACCCUCAAAAACGAACAGUUUUUCAUUUAGAGGCUGGAAGAUGUACAAGCUCAGUCUGAAAUAGCGACAUGCUGAUCCCAGAUUUAAAAAUACCUAUUGUAACUCACCUCCCCCCCCCCCAAAAAAAAAGAAACAUAGGCUACCUUAAUUAAUGGAGAUCAGGGAACGCAACUACAGAAUUAAACAGACAUUUCUGCGAUUGCUGAAGCUCAUCACAGGUUGGUAAAUAGUAUAAAAACCAUUAGGAAUUGAAACCGACAGGGAUGCAGGUUCAGCAUUUCUCGUAUACAUGUCUAGGCCCUCAGACGUAGCAUCAUUAACGGCAGUCAGUGAGUUAGGUUCCCCUUGCAUUUUACAGUAUUAUGAAAUCCAUAAUUUCUGAAUUGUCUUUUUUAAUACUGAAACUAUAUUUUUCAAACAUUUUUUUGUCCUUGAAUUGUGUGUAUUGUGUUUGUAUCCAACAGUCUGCUGUUCUGGAGCAUUAUCCUUUGACUGAAUAGGCCUACCAUUUUUCAUCACUGCUCAGGGUAUAAAUUACAAGGUCAUUUUUUUGGUCAGGUCUGAUGUUUAUGUAAACCCUUGGGGUGGCAAUCAAUAUUGAUGGGUGUCAUUUUUAAAAGUGGUGUUAUUCUGAAAUUGAAGGAAAAUUACCUUUUCUCCAUAUAGGCCUAUGCUCAUUUUUAGGUCUGCGCUGUGCUGAAGCUUUCAAAUUAGGUGAUUUAUUGAUUCUAGUGCAACUACCUUUAAUAGAAGGCACUUUAAAGAAAACAAAAAUGUGCCACACAGUCCUUCAUGCACAUUACAAAGUCCAAGGGACACAGAAACCUUUUCGUAUGUAUGCAUUUCGCUAUGUUGGCCUACAGGUUCUAAAUACAAGGAAUAAAUGUAAGAAAAAAUCUGGGACCUGAAAAUCUUUUCACAAUGCGCAUGUUUUAUUAUAUAUGUGUGUAUGUUCACCAUGUGCGUGUUAAAUGAUAUACAUGAUAGCUUACUAUCUAUCUUAUCUAUCAAUAUUUUUAAAAAAAUUUUUAAUGCUCUUCUUUGCCUUAUGACGUUCCUGGUACAUCAUAAAAAUGUGUAAUUUUUAGCUUUGUGCAGCACCAUGGACGUCGGAAGUUCGCUAAAUUUUUGGUUCCUGACUGCGUAAGUGAUGUUACGUGUUCGUCUUGCACAUUUCCAUACCAAAUUUGCAAUACUAGUUUACUGCUGGGCUUGAGAGCGAUCGAUUUAGACAGGUCUAGUCUUGUGGCUGAACACAUGCUCCUGCAAAACAUAAACACCAAAACUGACUUUAGAAAGGCAGCAAAUUUCACUUUUUGACUUGGAUAUUUGCAAGUUAUUUUGACGUUAUGAGCAAGAUGAAGAAUAUAGGGAAUAGGUUAAAAUGACACUAUCAAAGACCCUGGGUUCGAAUAAAAUAUAAUAUAUAUGUCUAGAGUGGACUAGGUCGAGACAGCUCGUCCAAUUACACUGGGUCGUGGGACUGCUGUCCUGGCUGAUGACUUGAGCUGAAAAUCAGAGCUGACAGUAGGAACGCACUUCCCCUGGCAAUGAAGGUUUAGUACUAUUCUCUGUUUAUUUUUUGAUGAAUUAGGCCUUUCAAGACUGAUUCGUGUUGCUCUUGUCAUGUUUGGUCAGCAUAGAGCUUGAAUUAUUUUUUCGACAACACAUGAUUACCCUUGGUAUCCCAACUUGAGUAUGCGUUUCGAGUUCAUGCUGCUCUUGUAAUUUGGUCGGAGAAUAAUUUUUAUUUAGAUUAAACAUGCAUGUAAGCAUCCUCUUUUGACCCCCUCUUUCUUCCCGUUAUCUUUUCCAGUGGUUGGAAAUUGCAUCUCUGAACUGUUUGCAAUAAAGCACUGUACUGUAUCUCUUGCCAUCUUGCCUGCCUGCUCUGACCCCUACUUUAGUAUUUUAAUGUGCAGAAUCAAAGAUCUUUAGAUACUUGCUCACCAUGGUGAAUACAAUAAUCAGACCCUAUUGAGGAACAUCUCUGGACUCUGGAUUUUUUGUACGCAUUUGUCAUUUCAGCCAAGAAGUUGGAUGCUUGUAUUUUUGUACAUCACGUACCUGAAAUAAAAGAAUGUUAAAUAAAUUCUACGGUAUAGGCUGGUAAGAAUUAAUUAGGCUCUUUAUUCUUUUGUUCUUUCUCAGCAAGUCUUAUUUUGUUCAUUUUCAUGUUGUUUCACCUUAACUUUAACCUUACUAUGAAAAGUGGAUUAUAAAUUUUUAUUGUUCUUCAGUUCUUGUGUUGAAAUAUUAUUACAGAAAUAACAUCCAUUCCUUGUAAAUGCCGUCCUGAAAUGGAAGAACAAUUUUAUCAUGAACAAAUUGUUAAUGCCUUUGACUCUUUUAUAAUAUGUACCAGGUAUGUCGAUAAUGACUAUUGUUUGGAGUUAUUGAAAUUGCGUUACAUUUGUGCUUUUCUUCAGCAUUGAAAUUUCAUUGUUUUUGCAUUUGACAAACACUUGUUGCCAUGCCUAGUUCUUUCCUUUCACAUCAGAUGCUGGAAACACUACAGUGAGUGGUAGUGAGAUAAGGAGUGGAACUGGGGGCACCUUUUAUAUAUAUGAUAGGCUUUCUUUUAUAUCGGACAGAGUUCAGCUGCAGUUUGUUAAAAACUUUUGAUCCGGAAAGGACUAUAAUCAUUGAUAAUCUUAGUCAAUUAUAUUUUUGGUAUGGUCAAUUUUAGUUUUUAGUUUUAGAUGAAUCCAGUACUGCUCCCAUUGUAAAUUGUUGGAGCUCUUUUUCCGUUAUCGGUACAAAUAUUUAAACAUAAAGUUAAUACUAAUAAUACUGUAUACACUUGUUUUCAAGUUUACUAGACAGUCCUUAUGGUGCAAGAUGUUAUUUUUAACACUAUACAGUGUCUAGUAUCUGUUCCUGAAAGGACUUUACUUUGAAAUUAAUGAAAUGAUAGAGUUGCCUUCUAUCAAAAUCUAUUAUCCCUGAACUAUGACAGAAUGCUUUGAUCUGUUUUGAAUGCAUCUCACCAUUAAUAUAAUAAAGGUUGUUUUUAUUUAAC
Aplysia californica (California sea hare) is the source of this 4546-nucleotide messenger RNA. Its product is annotated as ADP-ribosylation factor-like protein 6. Gene Ontology annotation, molecular function: GTPase activity; GTP binding. Gene Ontology annotation, cellular component: cytoplasm; axoneme. Bases 430 to 1002 code for a protein of 190 amino acids. Gene Ontology annotation, biological process: cilium assembly; intracellular protein transport; protein localization to cilium. NCBI's taxonomy places the organism in Eukaryota, Metazoa, Mollusca, Gastropoda, Aplysiida, Aplysiidae. The transcript has a single exon. The record is from RefSeq and is a predicted model, not a curated record.